GGGGAGGGAAGUGGAAACGGGCGGGGUUUGAGACUCAGUUCAAGCGCAGCUGUAAUCCAUGGUCAUACGAGGAUCACUGGCCUAACCUAAGCAGCAGGGCAGCAUCGCACAUUUCCAAACUCAUUGCUCUCCUGGACGUGUGCUCAUGUGUACAGCGUUUGCACCUCGACCUUAAUUUUACCGGUGAAAUGCCGCCACGAAUGGAAUACCAUUGCGAAGAGACACGGAUACCAUCUGUCUGCGGGUCACAGGACGAGAGUUUGGAGCCGGUCCUCACCUGUAUGUUAGUUGGGGAUGGUGCAGUCGGAAAAACGAGUAUGAUUGUGAGUUACACCACAAAUGGGUACCCCACGGAAUAUCGGCAGACGGCUUUUGACGUCUUCUCAGUACUGGUCCAAGUGGAUGGAAUGCCUGUACGAAUACAACUAAUGGACACUGCAGGACAGGAGGAGUUUGACGGCUUCCGCUCGCUGUCCUACGCCCACAUCGACGUCUUCAUCCUCUGCUUCAGCGUUGUGAACCCCGCCUCCUUUCAGAACGUCACCAAGGUCUGGGUCCCGGAGAUCCGAGCCCGCAACCCCUCCUCGCCCAUCGUCCUCGUGGGCACGCAGUCGGAUCUGCGGUUCGACGUCAACGUCCUGAUCGACCUGGACGGCCAGGGGGUGAAGCCCGUCCUGGGCUCGAGCGCUCGUGGCGUGGCGGACAAGAUCCGGGCGGCGGGCUACGUGGAGUGCUCGGCACUGACGCAGAAGAACCUGAAGGAGGCCUUCGACACCGCCAUUUUCGCCGCCAUCAAGCACAAGGCCCGGAAGACCAAGAAGAGGCUCUCGAGGCGCUCCAAAGCGUUCUCCAAGUACGGCUGGAGGAAGUUCUUCUGUUUUGUUUGAGGCGGCGGUGGAUGCAAAUCAAAAACGCUAAUUUAUUGAGGUGUUGGAGCCAUUGUGAGGGAGGGCUCUGGCCCAGUCUUCUCUCUGUGAAGGACAGGAUGUGUGCUGUGUGUGCUGAGAAGCUCCACCGUUUGUGGCAGAACUGUUAUGACUUUGUAAAUGCUGGAUUUUGAUUGGACAAAGAGCAUGUGGGGGAGGUACUUUCUUUUGCUCCAUCAGUGAUGGUCUGUUUGUUUGUGGAGUGGACUGAGUGUAAAUGAACUAAUUUCAGAAUACCUUGAUUGAUUCCCAUCUUCAUGAUGCAAACGUCAUCUGCAUGUUGAUGAUUUGGUGUGCCAACAAAGAAGGGGCGUGGAUUUGGAAUGGCCUAUCAUUACAGCACCUGAUAUUUAAAAAUUAUCUCUGUGAAGGACAGGGGUGUUGCUGGAAAGCUCCACCGUUUGUGGCAGGACGGUUACGGCUUUGUAAAUGCCGGAUUCCGAUUGGACAAAGAGCAUGUGGGGUUGGUACUUUCUUUUGCUCCAUCAGUGAUGGUCUGUUUGUUUGUGGAGUGGGCUGAGUGCAAAUGAACUCAUUGCAGAAUAGCUUGAUUGACUCCCAUCUUCAUGAUGCAAACGUCAUCUGCAUGUCGAUGAUUUGGUGUGUCAACAAAGAAGGGCCGUGGAUUUGGAAUGGCCUAUCAUUACAGCGGCUGAUAUCUAAAAACCCGACCUCGGGGUGAGACGGUGUGGAUUCAAUGCGGAGUCUGUGCCACUUGAAUGGGUGCAUCGGUCUGGCCUUAAAUAUUCAGUUUAGAGCACCACCUCUGAAUUUGCAUUGCCUGGAUUGCUGCCUAUUGCCCCGACUGUGAGAACAGAGGCCCUCAAAACAAUAGGCCGAUGCUGGCUCAUUCACAGUCUACUCACUGCUGUUAGGCCAGACCAAGUCUUUCAUAUGUAAGAGUUAACCAGAGGUGCCAGGUUUUCUGCCUCCGAGAGUCAAUGACCGAGACGCUCUCAACUGAUCUGUUUAAUCCCACCCCCACAUUCUAUUCGUACGGAGGGCUCACUGUACCAUCUAAUUCACGUAUCUGUCGGUAAGGGGUUUUCCUGUCCGACCAAAACCGGUUCGGUAAACGCGGCUCUGCAUAAAUUAGCAGCACUCUAGCAAUGAUAAUCUCUGAGCAAAUAAUGUGCAGUGCUGGAUCAGGCAAGAGAGAUCGUCAUGCACGGACUUCCCAGGCUAAUCCUACAAGAGUCAACAUUCACACAGGGCCAGUGAAAGAAAAGCUUUUUGAGCCACUGAUUUUUACAUUUAUUACAUUUUGAACCCCAAAUAUGUUUCAUCUGUAGACAAUCUUGUCAGCACCACAGAGAAACGCACUAUCCUAUAUCUGUAUGCAAAUGCUGUUUUUAUGCUUCUUGUGGAAGCUUUUUUGAUGCUGCUUAAGAAUCCAGUGCUGUUUGUUUUUAACAGUUUUAUACAGGUUUUAUCUUUUCAGACGUUAUAUACGGACUUUGCAAACAUGGGACCACUUCACUUCACUGCAAGUUACAAAUGCUGAGGUGUUCCUGAUGCAGAUUGUUUUUGUUUGUGUGAUAUUUUGACCCUACCCAUAGUACACGUAUGUCACUUUGAGAGGUGUUUGUACAAUGAAACAUUGAACAAUAAAUCAUGAAAUUAC
This is a messenger RNA of Anguilla rostrata (American eel), 2550 nucleotides long. Its product is annotated as rho-related GTP-binding protein RhoV-like. Lineage: Eukaryota; Metazoa; Chordata; Actinopteri; Anguilliformes; Anguillidae. Bases 189 to 887 code for a protein of 232 amino acids. The transcript has 3 exons. Gene Ontology annotation, biological process: endocytosis; Cdc42 protein signal transduction; establishment or maintenance of cell polarity. The record is from RefSeq and is a predicted model, not a curated record. Gene Ontology annotation, molecular function: GTPase activity; protein kinase binding; GTP binding.